Dryobates pubescens (Downy woodpecker) is the source of this 1001-nucleotide messenger RNA. Its product is annotated as oocyte zinc finger protein XlCOF26-like. The record is from RefSeq and is a predicted model, not a curated record. The transcript has a single exon. NCBI's taxonomy places the organism in Eukaryota, Metazoa, Chordata, Aves, Piciformes, Picidae. Gene Ontology annotation, biological process: negative regulation of transcription by RNA polymerase II. Bases 3 to 1001 code for a protein of 332 amino acids. Gene Ontology annotation, molecular function: DNA-binding transcription repressor activity, RNA polymerase II-specific.
GUAUGGCUUCACAGAAGGACCCAGACAAGAGCUGGGAGGAGAAGCACCACCCAGAAAUCAAGUUGGAGCAGCCCAAGUUCAGCACCAAGGGAGAGGAAGAGGAGGAGAGGAUGGAGGAGAAUGAUGACUAUGAGAAGGACGAGUAUGAGGAGGGUGAAGGUGACCAGGAUGAGGACAAGGAUGAAGCCAGAGCAGGUCCCUCAGUGCCACCAAUUUGGCUGAAUCAGUGCCCUGAGUAUGGGCAGAGCUUCCCACCUGGCUCAGAGCUGGUGAAGCACCACUGCCCCCACCCUGGACCCCGGCCCUUCAUCUGUGGUGACUGUGGCAAGAGAUUCAGAUGGAACUCUGAGCUCAUCCGGCAUCGCCUCACCCACACUGGCGAGAGGCCUUUCAUUUGUGGUGAGUGUGGCGAGAGCUUCAGCAGGAACUCCACCCUCAACCGGCACCGCCGCAGCCACAAGAGGGAGAGGUCAUACAGGUGUGCUCACUGUGGUAAGAGUUUCACUCACAGCUCUGCCCUCGCUCAGCACCGCAGUGUGCACAUCACUGAGAAGUCCUUCACCUGCAGGGACUGCGGCAAGAGCUUCAAAACCAGCAUCAAUCUCACCAUCCACCGCCGCAUCCACACCGGAGAGAAGCUGUUCCCCUGUGCUGAGUGCGGCAAGAGCUUCACCACAACCACUGCAGCCAUGCGGCACCAACUCACCCACAGCGGUGACAAACCGUAUAGCUGUGCCGACUGCGGCAAGAGCUUCAACCGGAUCUCCAAUCUCACCAGGCACAGUCUUAUGCACGGCGGAGAGAAGAUCUUUAGCUGUGCUGACUGUGGCAAGAGUUUCACCUGCAGCUCCUAUCUCACCCAGCACCGUCGUGUGCACACUGGUGAGAAACCGUUCACCUGUGCUGCCUGCGGCAAGAGCUUCACCCAGAAGGGAAACCUCAACAAGCAUCGAUGCACUCGCAGCAGUGACCAGGCCACACUGGACGGCAAGCAUAAGUAG